AUGAACACCACCGGUACGGACCUGGUCAUCUUCCUUGACCGAUCCGGGAGUGUGGGCCACGCGGGCUUCGAGACAGAGCUGACGUUCGUGGACAGGUUCGUCAGUCACUUCGACGUGAUGGCCAAUGCCACGAGAGUCGCGAUCGUCUCAUUCAGUGACACGGCUGUCGUGCAUGCCGACUUCCUCAAGGAGCCUGCAAACAAGUGUCAGCUAUCGAGGCUCAGGCAAAGCGCAGCCAACGUAGCCGACUAUCAUGGCACCAACACGGGUGCCGGCCUGCAAGACGUUCGAAAAAUAUUCCACACCAGCCGGGAGCACGCGGCCAAGGUUCUCGUCUUAGUGACAGAUGGCCUUCCGACAGUGGGUCCAGAUCCGGUGACAGAGGCGAACCACCUAAAGGAUGCUGGAGUCGAGAUCUUCGUAUUCGCCAUUGGAACAAGCAUCAUGAGGCGAGCCCUCGCAGAUAUUGCGUCGUCCCCAGACCACCUGUUCGAAUGUGAAACCGUCAUGGAGUUCCUUAGAAGCUUCGACCCGGAUGGCGCCACACGACGAUGGACCACGUGGGACAGCCCACGGAACUGCGAAGGUCUCUGCAAGAGCCCGUACCGCGGCCAAGAGGACGACCCGGGUUGCUGCAAAAAGAACGCUGUGUGUGGCUGCGACCUAGCAACGGGAGCUAGUGCCUGUCUCUGUGGACCUGGUUUCUACGAGAACGGUCUUCAUGGGCAGUGCACGCCGCUCUCCUGCCCUCUCCUCCAGGCUCCCGAGCACGGCUACCUGGAGGAGAAACGCGACACCUCGUACAUGGGCGAAUGCUUACUCGUGUGCCACGAAGGGUACAGAUUGCAGAGUGGCGAGUAUGACACCGACAUCAGGACCUGCCAGGGCGACGGCACUUGGAGUGGAAACACGACCGCGUGUUUAGUGAAGACCUGUGACACGUUUCCUGCGCCAGAAAACGGCGGCUACACCGGCUGCAAGGCACCCUGGGAGCUGAACGACACCUGUUUAAUCCACUGCGAGAAAGGCUUCAAUCUCAAGGGUCGUCGUUCCAGGACCUGCAAAGAUGGCGGCUGGUCUGGUGACGAUGUCGUCUGCGAACGUGAGCGUUUCCAUCAAGGACGUUCGCGCCGUGAGGUGCGGUAUUACUUUUGUCGAAAGUGCAUUGUUCGGUGA
This is a messenger RNA of Rhipicephalus microplus (southern cattle tick), 1176 nucleotides long. RefSeq names its product sushi, von Willebrand factor type A, EGF and pentraxin domain-containing protein 1. The record is from RefSeq and is a predicted model, not a curated record. NCBI's taxonomy places the organism in Eukaryota, Metazoa, Arthropoda, Arachnida, Ixodida, Ixodidae.